Molecule: messenger RNA, 2389 nt
Organism: Chilo suppressalis (striped riceborer)
Lineage: Eukaryota; Metazoa; Arthropoda; Insecta; Lepidoptera; Crambidae
Source: the annotation of a GenBank genome assembly
UAUGAAAGGGCGAUGUUAAAUAACUAUGCGACACCACGCGGUCUGUAUGUUCGAAAGUCGUGCGAUACAAAUUUAUAGUGUAAUUAUCAUAUGGAUGGAUGCGCACAAACUCGCCGUCCAAAUUACAUACAACUGUACAAGUGACAAUGGUGUAAAGGUGGUACAAAAAAAUUGGAUUUUUAUAAUUUUAAGUGCCUAUGAGAAAGCUGCUCUAUCCUGCUAAAGACAUAUUAAAGCCCUCUUCUUGGGGUAUAUAACCAUGAGUCCGGGUAAGCGGGUGCCACAAGACACCGAUUCGAGGCCCAUCGUGAUCGUCACAGACAUGGACACGGUGCACGAAGAGAACGACAACGACAAUGACAGCGACGAAUCUUCAUACUCGGACGUCGUCCGGCUUCGAGAGCGCACUCGCGCGAUGCUGGACACGGCUACUGCGGAGCAGGCGCAUAUACACUCACAGUCGCAGCCGAACAGCCGCCGCAUGUCCAACGACAUCGAUGCUAAGCUUGCCGCCAAUCUUAAUACAAGAAGACCUUCAGCCAUCAUCGCAGCAUUUCGCCGGCCAUCGCAAGCGCUCGCACUAUGCGCUGCGACUCAACGACGGUUCCUAUCGGAGCUGGCUCCACAUUCUCGCGCUUCUGUAGCGUCUACGAUACAUGAACAUCCACCAUCGGCUGCUGAAAUGUUGGGACAUGAGGCAUUGAGUAAGGCGCUUUCUGCUUUGUACGCGAAACUACUAGUGGUGUUAGGAUUAGCUUUUCCCGUGACAGAAGUAAUUGCAAACGUCCCAGCGGCCUACUACCAGGGUUUCUAUUUGUACCUUUAUUUGGUAUCAGUACUGUUUGUAAUCUUCCAAUAUGCAAACAUAAUGAGGCAGAAAGCUUUCAACUCAAUUAUACAUACAUACGAAGAUCCAGAAAAGGAAGAAAAAAACGGCAAAGUCACUCCCACUGAAAAAAAUAAACCUAAAGAAUCCAGUAUAUCAAGAUACGGGAGUUUUUAUCUCAGACUUGGCGCAAUGGCAUUUGGUAUUGGUUCAAUGGUGCACAGUGGCCUGGAAUUCGGAGAAUAUUUCGAAAUGACUGACCGCUGUCGAUCAGUGAUGUCCGCCGCUACUCCAGCUUUAAGAAUGUCUCUCACAUUAAUGCAGAUGCAAUUCAUAUUUUUGACAAACAAGGAUAUCGAAACCGGUGCCUACAAAUUGAUACAGAGAUUCGGUUUUAUGCACAUGAUCGCUACAAACUUAUGCGAGUGGUUGUACGUCCUUGUAGAAGAAACUAAACAUGAGAUACAUCAUUUAGAGCAUUCCAGCAUAGUCUCCGAUGGCACUCAUGGCAAUAUUACAGAGAUUCAGCAAUGCAGAAGAGCUAAUAUUAUGGGAACGUUGUUGCAAAACGCUUCGCCAUUCCUUUUCCCUUGUACUAUCGAAUACUCACUCAUUUGCGCUGUAAUACUUUAUGAAAUGUGGAAAGAGGUAAAAUGCACUGCAGGGGACUUUGAGAAAAAAUUCAACUCUACAAAAAACAAAUCUCGGAAUAAUUCAGUCACUCCCGAGAAAAUCCUGCAGCAGUUCGCUGGAAUGCUUGGAGUUGGGACAGCACACGACAGUCGGGCAGCUCUACACCACUUCUCAGUAGAUUGCUCCCAUGCUCAUCGUGGACUUUUUGGCGGAAUUCUAGUCAUAGUUUUAACUAUAAUAUCGCUCAUAAUGUUCUUCGUAUUGGCCAACGGUCCUAAAACUAUCAACGACGCUAUAUUUGAAGUGAAUGUAUGCGAAAUAAUCCUUUAUUCUAUAACGGCCCUGGCUUGUAUGAUCGCCUUAAAACAAAUGAGGCUAUUGCCAUAUAAAAGGAAAGCACAAGCUGUCCUCGUCCUGGAUACCUCACUUCUGAUCCUUGCGCAGACCGGCAUGUUCGUGUACUGCAUGUUCAGCCUGAUUGGCAGCCACCACACGCUGAACAAGGGUAAUGGCGGAGGCCUCACCGGUUUCUUUGCUGAGUUCCUGUCUUUGAACCAGACGAUACUCCAGUCUUUGUUCAUAAUCGACGCAUGGUGGCGGCGCUGCAACACGUCAGAGCACCGCCGCAUGAAGCCCGGCCGGCAGCUGGUCACAUUCCUGCUGGUGGCUAACAUGGCCAUGUGGGCGAUCAACACUCUGGAAAAAAACCGUGCGGAAUUUAGACCUGCGCACCUGGACUUCUACGGGCCGUGGGCGUGGACCAUCAUCACGCACGUGUCCAUGCCACUGGCCAUCUUCUACCGCUUCCAUUCGACUAUCUGCCUAUUUGAGAUCUGGAAGAACAGCUUCAAAAACAAACCAAUAUACCUUAACGUUUAACCAUAUGAACAUGAAUAAACAAUGAGAUUAUUUGAAUUCCUAAGAAACCAA